This is a messenger RNA of Prinia subflava (tawny-flanked prinia), 2061 nucleotides long. Its product is annotated as carbohydrate sulfotransferase 8-like. The transcript has 5 exons. Gene Ontology annotation, biological process: carbohydrate biosynthetic process; proteoglycan biosynthetic process. Gene Ontology annotation, molecular function: sulfotransferase activity. NCBI's taxonomy places the organism in Eukaryota, Metazoa, Chordata, Aves, Passeriformes, Cisticolidae. Bases 699 to 1643 code for a protein of 314 amino acids. The record is from RefSeq and is a predicted model, not a curated record. Gene Ontology annotation, cellular component: membrane.
CUCUACUGAAUUCCUUCUGCUUUAGCCAUGUUUCCCAUGAAAACUUACAUUACAGUUCCCAGAGUUUAUUGGGGUCUUCUUGUAUAGAGUUUAUCGGGUUUGAAUUGACCUUGCCUCUUGUUCUCCAUCUAAAAAUAAUGCAUAUUAUCACAACACAAUUACUCUCAACCAAAUUCCUCUGCCCUCAUAUUGCCGACCAUCCCCUUUCUUGGUUGCUUAGCAGGCAGCCUUGGCAGGCUGCUCUUGAAGCACUUGGCAGGCUCCAGCAGCUGCUGUAGACCCGGCACGGGGAGUGGUUAAAUGCUGCUCCUACCUAGACACAGACACAGUGGUUUGUAAUGUGCAACUGGAGAUGCUCACCUAAACAUUCUCAGGGAAACACUGGCAACUUUUAGCUGGGCAUUUAAUCAAAACAGACACAAACACUACGUGUACGGAGUGUUUCAAAUGUUUUCCUAUGAAAGCACCUGUGUGGAUACAGAAGCACUUUGCCCUGCCUUAAAGAUCAGGCAUGGGAAAUCUCCACUGAGGCUGUCUGAUUGGUUUCCCUUAGGCGAUUUUCAUCACUGGAAACGUUGCAUUACACAGAACUCUGUACUGGGGUCUCACAUCUGAAAACAUCUUCCAAAAAGGCUUUGGACUUCACCUUAAGAUUUCCACUUUAGAGACCACGUCAUUUUCCUUCCUGUGAGAAUAACAUGAACCAGAAGGUGUUAGCUUUCCUUCUCCCAAAUUUUUUAUUUGGGAUGUUUCUUUUUGGGUUUUUCUGUAAGAGACAAAAAAACCUAACAGGUGUUUCUCCUGAACCAACUGAAAAUUGGCUGGCAAUUCAAAGUGGUCGGAAAAACACUCUGGCUUCUGUCUGCCUGAAGAAUAACCUUAAUAAACCAAGAAGAGAACUGAAUUCUGGUGUUGCAAACCAGCUCUUUGUGGAGCACAAGCAUAAAUUUAUCUACUGUGAGGUGCCCAAGGUAGGCUGCUCCAACUGGAAGAGAACUAUUUUUCUUCUUCAAUCAGACUUGAAUUCAGAAGCUUCUGAAAUUGAGCACGACAUCAUCCACCACACCUCACUGAUCAAAAGGCUGGCGUCUUACCCUCCUGCCUUACAACAGGAAUUUCUAAGCAAGUACACCAAAGUGAUGUUCACCAGACAUCCCUUGGAACGGCUGGUUUCAGCUUACAGAGACAAACUCCUGCACUCUGAACCAUUCUACAGUACCACUGUUGCUAAUCAGAUUAAGGCAAUGUUCAGGAAAAAUAAAACUUCUCCUGGAAAAGUGAGUUUCCAGGAGUUUGUCAAUUUCAUUAUAGCAAAUCAACCACAUGCUCUUGACAUUCACUGGAAACCAAUGUUUCUGCUCUGUGACCCUUGCAACAUUCACUAUGAUAUUAUGGGUAAGUAUGAAACUCUUGGGUUGGACUCUGGGCAGGUUCUGAAGAUCAUUGGUGCACCAGAGCAGCUGCAAUACCCCAGCUUGAAGAGAUAUGGGUCAGAAAGUCGAACUAAUGGUUAUAUCACCUUGGAGUACCUCAGACAAUUGACCUCAGAACAAAUUGAGAAGAUAAAAAAAUUGUAUGAAAUGGAUUUUUUUUUGUUCAACUAUACUAUGAAAUAUGAGGAUUAUUUUUCCCUGAAUAACUAAAAUAGGUUAAACAAAGAACAGUUUCCUUUGUACAAAACGGGUGGAACUUGUCCUCGCAGGUGCUUGAUAGGUGUGUUGGUGACUGCUGCUGAGAUUAUCCUGGACUUUGUAAAUAUGGUUAAUCAUCCUAAGCACUCUUAUAAAAAAUCCCUGCCAUGACCUCUGGUACCAUUAGUACUGACUAUUACCUAUUAAAAUUAUUGUCUUCCUAUUGAUCUUUAACAGCUUACAUUUGUUUCAUGGAAACAGUUCAGAAAUGGUUGUAAAUAAAUAAACUUACCAAUUUUGGUCUACUGGUAAGAUAAAUGGGAAGGAUAAAGAGUGUUGUUUUUCACAAUUAAUAUAUUAGAAUUCUGUUUUAUGUAAUUUUUUAUUUAGAAAAACACAUAAGCAAUAAAUAAUCUGCUUGAGAGUUAAA